AUGAGUAUUCUUCAAUACCCAGAUGCAGCGAGUGCAUCAGAGCUCCAGGUAUGGAACAACGCUGCUUUCGACGAUGGAGAUUCUGAAGACUUGAAUGCAAUUAAAUCUUCUUGGUCGAAUCUGAAAUCUUCUUAUGUGAAUCGGUCGCAAUCUGAUUGCAGCAAAGAGAAUCAGAGUCCCGUCUUGGGAAAAACUCAUGUUCCUCUGAAAUCUUCAACACCUGUAAAGCCCCUUCACUCAAACAAUGUUAUCGGAAAUUCCCAAGGGAAGACAUUGAAGGUUUCUCUCAAGCAGGGUUUUCUUGAACCCUUAUCAGAAUCGAGGAGUGGAAUUAUUGAAGAGAAAAAUCGCGAUGAACAGAAGAUUGACAUGGAGAUCGAAAAAACUCAAAAGGAGAUCAAUCGCUUAUCAUCGAAACUUGAAGCGCUUCGACUUGAAAAGGCUGAGCGCAAAUUGAAAACGAUGGAGAGACGGGGAAGAAUAGUGCCUGCUAAAUUCAUGGAGCAGAAACAGGGUGUCAAGAUUCAAGAUUCUUCGAAAAAGAUCGACGAGUCUCUCGUAUCAAGAACAAUAACAAAUAUUAGUCGCAGAGGCGUCAGUUUGGGGCCAGCAGAGAUAAUCGCCGGAGCAAAAUCUCGGUUUCUGGGUAAGCAGGAAAUCACCCCUGUUCAGCCAAUACAGAGUCGUCGCAAAUCUUGUUUCUGGAAGCUUCAAGAAAUCGACGAAACAAAGGUAACAAAAGAGAGAGGAAAGAGCUUGAGUUUAAGUCCAAAAUCACGAAAGACUGCAUCCAAGAUUCCGGCACAUAAGCAAGCUGCGACUACAAUUGGGUCUAAGAAGACUGUGAAGAAAGAAGAUGGAAUUCUCGCAACAAUUCAGCCAAAGAAGCUAUUUAGAGAUGGAGAUAAAACAGCAUCAACCAAGAAACCAUUGAAAUCCGGAAGGGUUGUGGCGAGCCGGUAUAGUCAGAUAUCAAAUCAUCUGAAUGGGAGUGUCACAGUGAAUGAUAUCAGAAAGAGGUCUUUGCCUGAGAUUGACAAGGAGGAUGUACAAAGAUGUGACAAGAGACGUGUUUCGCAUGGGAAUGCAGUGAUACAGAAAACUGAUACCAGAGUGAAGAAGAGGUGGGAGAUUCCAAAUGAAUUGGUGGUGUACAAGAGUGUUGCAGAGGAUGAGGAACCUCCACAAUCGUUUUCAGCUAUGCAGCAGGAGCUGCCAAGGAUCAGGAUUGCCCGGUGUGUCGAUGAGAGUGCCAGAGAUUCUGGGGCAGCAAAAAAGGUUGAUGAAUUGGGUGGGAGGAGAUCGUACUUUGCGCCCGAGGAGGAGGUGGCAGAUGAAUUUGUUUGUCAGGCAUUGAGAUUUGAAGAAGAGAACCACCCAGAUGAAGAAGUUGAGUUCUGA
This is a messenger RNA of Tripterygium wilfordii, 1401 nucleotides long. RefSeq lists its product as uncharacterized. The transcript has a single exon. NCBI's taxonomy places the organism in Eukaryota, Viridiplantae, Streptophyta, Magnoliopsida, Celastrales, Celastraceae. Bases 1 to 1401 code for a protein of 466 amino acids. The record is from RefSeq and is a predicted model, not a curated record.